AUGACUACGACCGUCUGUAACACCCCCAAUUCCCCGCCCGAAUUGUCCGGCUCCAAGUCCUCCAAAUCGUCCUCCUUCCGCUCCUCCUCCCAGCUCUCCGGGUCAGAGGGCAUCUUCACUGAUAUCUCCAACUUUGAGGAGAUUGGGUUGGGCGAUGAUGACACUCCUACCUAUUCCGACGGCACCUCCCCAUAUGCGCGCCCCGGCCUGUCGCGCUCUUCUACCGCUAGGCUCUCGGCCAAAUCUCCGGUGACCACCACACGCGACCUGACGGCAACCCCCAAACCACACCGAACCCAUACACCGCUACAGGGCCACAAAAAUGGGUCGUUGACUCUGCAGACCCGAACUAGCUCUAGACGCGGUGCGGGCAACAAGCGCGACCCUAGUAACGCCGUGUUGUCACCUCUGCAAGCAUCUAAACCUCACCGGUCGCGAUCCACAUCUCCCCUCCGGCCGUCCUCCACGCUAGGAACGUCUCCAUCUGCGCAGAGUCUUGCCUUGUCGCCGACCAAUGCUCGGCCCCCACUCAAUCGGAAACGGUCGUGGCAACCGAACCGCAAGUCGGUGAGGGAAUUAGAAAAUGAAUACCACGAUUCGGACGAGGAACUACCCGAUGAUGCAAGCUUGUGGAAUGUGCCAAUCUCACCUCGACCCGCGCAGGAUCGCCCUCCGUCACGAAGUGCGAGUCCAAACGGUCGGAGUCCUGGGCCUCGGCCCUUGCCCUUCUCGCAUUCGAUUCCCGAGGUUCACGCCCCGGUGUCUCCCGCAACGAAAUCUCCACGCGGAUCCCGCAACGCUCGGCAGACCGUCCGGUCUAGCUCGGCUGGCCCCGAACGAGGCCAAAUCUCACCGCGCAAUCCUCGUCUCUAUUCGUACAAUAGCAUGAUGUCGGAUCUAUCGGAGGAAGCGAAGAUUAUCACGGAAGCUUUGGAAUUCCACGCGGACGAGCAAGAAUAUAAGCGUGGAGAAACUUUGCAGAGUGGUCGGUCUUCCUCGAGUUCGGGCACGGACUCGAAACGCGGAUCGCGGACCACCAUUGAACUGCCUCCAUUGCAGAAGUCUAAUAUUAUGAUUGAUCCUUUGCCCAUUAGUAAGGAGAAGGAGAAGGUUCUGACGCGUACGCGCCCCAGCUGGCUCCCUCCUAAGGAUCAGAAGGAAGAAAAGAAGCACCUGAAGGAAUAUAAGAAGAUGAUGGAACAAUCGCGGGAAGCUGAUAAACGGCGAGCUGCCAAGGCCGCUUCGGCCAAAUGCGAAAAGGAUAACACGCGGGAAGCUCUGCAGCGUAUGUGGGAUGAAUACGUGUAUCCCCACUGGAAUCGCGCUAUUGCUGAAACUCGCACGCGUGAGCUAUGGUGGCGCGGUAUCCCCGCCCGAAGCAGAGGAUCAACCUGGCAGCGUGCCAUCGGAAACGAGCUGUCUCUAUCGGAGGAAACGUACAAAAAAGCCCUACAACGGGCGAAAGAUGUGCGAUCGAAGUCCGAUGAUACCGGCGAGAGCAACAAGAGAAUGCGGGAAUGGUUCGAGACCAUCGAGGCCGAUGCAUCCAAGGCGUUCCCGGACCUGAACCUCUUCCAGGAAGGUGGUCCGCUACGGGAUACCUUGAUUGAUGUGCUGGAGGCCUACUCGAUGUACCGGAGUGAUGUGGGCUAUAUUAGUGGCCUUCACACAAUCGCAGCGCUGCUGGUGCUUCAGUUUCCUUCACCCGCUUCUGCGUUCCUGGCAAUGGCCAACGCUCUGAAUCGGCCCCUGCCUGUGGCCUUUUUGACGCUGGACCGGGGCGCAAUCAGCCGUACAUAUUCGCUGGCGUCUGCGACGCUGCGGUAUAAAUUUCCGCGUCUCGCCACUCACCUGCAGGAGACGCUCCACCUCACGGAAGAGGAGAUUUGGGAACCCAUGUUCCGCUCCCUCCUGACGAACGGUCUAGAUUUAGAGCGCAUCAGCCGCGUCUGGGACUGCUGGGUCUUCGAGGGAGAUCGUAUUAUGAUCCGCGCGGCGGUCGCGAUUCUCGGUUGCUUGCAACCGCAGCUGUUUGGGUUUAGCACUCCGGACGACCAGAGUCGUGCUGCUGUCCGUGGCAUUCUAGGCUGGGGCCCACGUCACGUCGGGACCAUGCCCAAGGGACGCCACAGCGCCCCUGCCGCUUCCGCGACGGGUUUCGGUGGAGGACAGCUCCCCAACGCUGGCGUGGGUGAUUAUUGGGUGCUCACGUCCGCGGGUGAUGAAGAUGGAUUCAUGAAUGAGGUUCGCGAGGCGGGCAAAGUGCAGAAUUAG
Messenger RNA from Aspergillus terreus NIH2624, 2274 nucleotides. Its product is annotated as putative TBC domain protein. The coding region runs from base 1 to 2274 and encodes 757 amino acids. Gene Ontology annotation, biological process: activation of GTPase activity. The transcript is spliced from 3 exons. The record is from RefSeq and is a predicted model, not a curated record. NCBI's taxonomy places the organism in Eukaryota, Fungi, Ascomycota, Eurotiomycetes, Eurotiales, Aspergillaceae. Gene Ontology annotation, molecular function: GTPase activator activity.